AUGAACGGGCUCUCGGUCAGCCAGCUCUGCUGCCUCUUCUGCUGCCCCCCCUGCCCCAGCCGCAUCGCGGCCAAGCUGGCCUUCCUGCCCCCGGAGCCCACGUACGCCAUGGUGCCCGAGCCCGAGCCCGCCGGCAGCGCCAGCACCGGCUCGCUGCGCGCGGGCGCCGCCGCCCGCUGGAAGCUGCACCUCACGGAGCGCGCGGACUUCCAGUACACGCAGCGCGAGCUCGACAACAUCGAGGUGUUCGUCACCAAGAGCGCCCGGGGGAACCGCGUGGGCUGCAUGUACGUCCGCUGCGCGCCCGGCGCCAGGUUCACGGUGCUCUUCUCGCACGGCAACGCCGUGGACCUGGGCCAGAUGAGCAGCUUCUACAUCGGCCUGGGCACGCGCAUCAACUGCAACAUCUUCUCCUACGACUACUCGGGCUACGGCGUGAGCACGGGCCGGCCCUCCGAGAAGAACCUCUACUCGGACAUCGACGCCGCCUGGCAGGCGCUGCGCACGCGAUACGGGAUCAGCCCGGAGAACAUCAUUUUGUACGGCCAGAGCAUCGGCACGGUGCCCACGGUGGACCUGGCCUCGCGCUAYGAGUGCGCGGCCAUCGUGCUCCACUCCCCGCUCACCUCUGGCAUGAGAGUCGCCUUCCCCGAGACCAAGAAGACCUACUGCUUCGAUGCCUUCCCCAACAUCGAGAAGAUCUCCAAGAUCACCUCGCCCGUCCUCAUCAUCCACGGCACGGAGGACGAAGUCAUCGACUUCUCGCACGGCCUGGCGCUCUUCGAGCGCUGCCCCAAGGCCGUGGAGCCGCUCUGGGUGGACGGGGCCGGCCACAAUGACAUUGAACUCUACAGCCAGUACCUCGAGCGCCUUCGCAAGUUCAUCUCGCAGGAGCUGCCCAGCCAGCGCAACUGAGCCCCGCGCAGCGGCCCCGCCAGGGGCGGCAAGGGG
Nothoprocta perdicaria is the source of this 951-nucleotide messenger RNA. RefSeq names its product abhydrolase domain containing 17A (gene ABHD17A). Gene Ontology annotation, biological process: protein depalmitoylation. Gene Ontology annotation, molecular function: palmitoyl-(protein) hydrolase activity. NCBI's taxonomy places the organism in Eukaryota, Metazoa, Chordata, Aves, Tinamiformes, Tinamidae. The record is from RefSeq and is a predicted model, not a curated record. The coding region runs from base 1 to 915 and encodes 304 amino acids. The transcript has 4 exons. Gene Ontology annotation, cellular component: endosome membrane; plasma membrane.